UGCAGGGCUGAGACUGGGGGAGCGGCCAGGCUGCUGCUGCUGCUGAGUGGAACGUAGCAGUCAGAAUAGCAGCUGUAUCAGUACGAUCAGGACUGUAAUACAUUGUGCCCUGUGGAAAGGGCUGUAAGAUAAGCGGACUGAUAGAGAGGAAGUGCUGCAUUGCAUCACUUGGAGUCAGAGAAGACAGAUAUCAUGUUGACAGGAGUGCGGUGCUCACGGGAAUAGAUCACCCCAGAGAUGUCUACAGUAACAGAAAAUGGAAGUUCUACAAGCGACAAACCAAAUGGAGAGAAAACAUAUAAAAAAACUACGUCAUCAGCGAUUAAAGGAACCAUUCAGCUGGGAAUAGGCUACACCGUGGGUAAUCUUACAUCCAAGCCAGAUAGAGAUGUUCUUAUGCAAGACUUUUACGUAGUUGAGAGUGUAUUUUUACCAAGUGAAGGAAGCAACCUAACUCCAGCACAUCACUAUCCAGACUUCAGGUUCAAGACCUAUGCUCCUCUAGCUUUCAGAUACUUUCGAGAACUUUUUGGUAUCAAGCCAGAUGACUACUUGUAUUCACUCUGCAGUGAGCCCUUGAUAGAACUGUCCAACCCUGGUGCAAGUGGCUCCAUAUUUUUUGUUACAAGCGAUGAUGAAUUUAUCAUCAAAACUGUUCAGCACAAAGAAGCAGAGUUUCUACAGAAGCUUCUCCCAGGGUACUAUAUGAAUUUAAAUCAAAAUCCCAGGACACUUUUACCAAAAUUCUAUGGACUUUACUGUGUUCAAUCCGGUGGAAUAAACAUAAGAAUUGUUGUAAUGAACAAUGUUUUGCCACGAUCAGUGAGGAUGAAUUAUAAAUAUGACCUGAAAGGUUCAACAUACAAGCGCAGGGCCUCAAGAAAAGAAAGGGAAAAAUCCUCCCCGACAUACAAGGACCUGGAUUUCUUGCAAGAUACGCCUGAGGGAUUAUAUUUUGAUCCCGAAACAUAUAGUGCAUUGAUGAAAACACUGCAGAGGGAUUGUCGAGUACUGGAAAGCUUCAAAAUCAUGGAUUAUAGCCUGUUGCUCGGUGUCCAUGUACUUGGUUCUACAAGUAAAGAAAAGGAAGGAGAAAGUUCACACUACUCCAUUGACAACAAAAGACCAUCAGUACAAAAAGUUCUGUAUUCUACUGCCCUGGAGUCCAUACAGGGACCAGGGAAGGAUGUAGACUCUUUUAUUAAGGAAAGCACAAUGGGAGGCAUUCCAGCCAAGAACCACAGGGGAGAGAGGAUGCUGCUUUUUAUGGGGAUCAUUGAUAUCCUCCAGUCUUACAGGUUAAUGAAGAAGUUAGAACAUUCGUGGAAAGCCCUGGUUUAUGAUGGGGACUCAGUGUCUGUACACAGACCAAGUUUUUAUGCCGACAGGUUUCUGAAAUUUAUGAACGCAAGGGUUUUCAAAAAAGUCCAAGCUUUAAAAACGUCACCAUCCAAAAAGAGGUGCAAUUCAAUUCCUGCACUUAAGUCCUCUUCACAGGAAAUACUUUCAUCCAACAGUCAGGAUUGGAUGGAGGAAAAGAAUAAAAGACUUACCGAGGGGCCAAGUUUUACAAGUCUUGAUGAAGAAGCAUUAAAUUCCAGGCACCGGCCUGACCUCGUCCCAAGUACCCCAUCCUUAUUUGAAGCUGCUUCAUUAGCAACAUCAGUAUCCUCUUCAUCUUUGUAUGUGGAUGAUAAGUAUCACAACGAAGACACAAUAGGGUAUUCUAGCAGAAUGGGCCUGCCUUCAAGUUCAACCUUCACUCUAGAAGACAGUGCCUAUCAAACGUCUGAACAGAGCACCCUUGAAUGGGAUAAUGACAAUGCCUCGGUAUUUGACAUCUAUCUCUAAAGUGCCCUGAAAGCUGUGAAAUGAAGGAGUAAUGCUAAGAAGCCUGUGUCUCCACUGAGAGUGAAGCCUGGUCUGCUCUAAAGUCCCAUUGUGUGAAACUGUCCUUGACUUGAAAGAGAGAACUAUACCAUGACCUUGAGCCUCUGGCCUUGGCAUACCUUGCAGAUAGCACAUGAACUGGGGAACACGUUUCGGCCCAUUCCUGGAACUGAGAAGGAUUAUUAUAAUAUGAAAGUUCUUUGCUUCCGUUACUGCAACUCACUCGACUCCCUGGAUAAGAGCUCCGCCCCCAGGAUGCUUCUCCAUUUGCAUGUUCCUUCUGAUACUGCCACAAGCAACACCUGUGAUUUGUCCACCUGCCCAAAGCAAGCAGCUCCGCCUGGAACACUGUAAUUGCAAUGUCGGUGAAAUAAUAAUCACUAAAAUCUGUCUCGUUGGGUUGUAAAAUGAUUCCAUGCAACACAUUCGCAUCCACGUGCACAUUCCGUAUGGGGCGAGCGCUUCUUUCAAGAUCUUUUCAACGUUUACUAGAUGAGCUGAAGCAAAUGUGCUAUUUAUAACUAAGCCUUAUGUUGUGUACAUAUCUGGUCUUUGAGAUAUUGUGAUCUAGUUUGCUUGUAAAAGAGAAAUGAUAUAAUUUAUUUAGAGUAAAAUAUCUGUAUACUAUAGUUUUAUUGAUAAAGGAAAUAAAAUAAAAUAUUUUGUGCUCAGUA
Xenopus tropicalis (tropical clawed frog) is the source of this 2564-nucleotide messenger RNA. RefSeq names its product phosphatidylinositol-4-phosphate 5-kinase, type I, beta (gene pip5k1b). The coding region runs from base 238 to 1851 and encodes 537 amino acids. NCBI's taxonomy places the organism in Eukaryota, Metazoa, Chordata, Amphibia, Anura, Pipidae. Gene Ontology annotation, cellular component: cytoplasm. Gene Ontology annotation, biological process: phosphatidylinositol metabolic process. The transcript is spliced from 14 exons. Gene Ontology annotation, molecular function: nucleotide binding; kinase activity; transferase activity. The record is from RefSeq and is a predicted model, not a curated record.